AUGAAAGUUUUUACAGAAUGGUGGAGAGUGUAUUAUGCCCCAAUUUGGUCCAAGAAAGAAAUCUGGGAUGUUUGGAAUUGGAAGUAUAAGGAUAUAAUAUCUGAGACCAGAGUCAAGGAAUUAAUUAAGAAGGGCGACUUAGAUAAUGAAUACUCUGGAAAAGUUAUACAUAUUAUUCCUAAUGCUGAUUUCACAGAUAAAACAUUUGAACUUGUCUUAUCCAUUGAUGCUAUUGCGCCUGAAAAUAAUGGAAUUCAUCAUUUAUAUCAAAUAACAAUUGCAAGAAAACAUAACACUAAGGUAAACGGUCUUCUUAAAUUGAAAAACCAUCUGGAAGGAAAUCUACCGAUCCAUCUAUAUUUCGUCGUUCCAAAUAUAAAUUGUAUUUUUGAUAAUUUUAGUUUUCAAAACUAUGUUAUAACAGAAAACGAAAAAUAUAAAGGAUGGAAUGCAACUACCAAAUAG
Rhizophagus irregularis DAOM 181602=DAOM 197198 is the source of this 465-nucleotide messenger RNA. The record is from RefSeq and is a predicted model, not a curated record. Lineage: Eukaryota; Fungi; Glomeromycota; Glomeromycetes; Glomerales; Glomeraceae.